AUGGCGGGUGAGAGUGGCAUCACAUACCGGCGUGGGAGGGCACGUGACUGCGAGGGUGUGCAGAAGGUGUUCCACGAGUCGGGGUUUGUGAUGUACGAUGGGCCGGAGGAUGGUCCGACCGAGGCGCAUUUCAUCGCGACUUGGAAUGGGAGGUGGGCUGAGCGGCUUUCACAUCCAGACCAGGUCUUUGCAGUGGCUGAGUACCGCGAGGAAGGCGCCGAAGCUGUCAUUGUCGGGUUCGGUCGCAUGCAGCGUGACCGGCCCCGCAUGCGCAUGUCGGUGGAAGAGGCUGCGCUCCAUGAGGAGCCUGAUGCGGAAGGCGGGGAUGAGGGCCAGACUGAGCAGAUUGAGCAGACUGAGCUGACCGGCCCGACGUACGAUGCAGAGCUCAUGUCGCUGUUCGUGCUUUCGGCGUUUCAGGGUUGCGGCAUCGGCUCGAAUCUGUUCCGCUGCGUUUCGGAAAUUGCUCGGGAAGAGUUCAAGGCUAAGACGGCCUUUUGCUGGUGUGUCGACCUUGAGCAGAGCCGCAAGUUCUAUGCUAAUGUUGGCGGGGAACUGGUUGGCCGCAAGUUUGUAGACACAAGACGGGGCAUUCGCCCGCAGACGGCUUUUGCAUUCCAACUGUCAUCAUCGUCAUCUUGA
Molecule: messenger RNA, 642 nt
Organism: Symbiodinium natans
Lineage: Eukaryota; Dinophyceae; Suessiales; Symbiodiniaceae
Source: the annotation of a GenBank genome assembly